CCCCGACUGCCGACCCCGCCUGCCCGCGGCACCGCGAAGAAGAUGCUUACGCUGAGGAGCUCCGACUACGAGGAGUUCGAGGUGGAGGAGGCGGUGAUGAUGAAGUCAGAGAUCAUCCGCUUCAUGAUCGAGGACGACUGCGCCAACAACGUUAUCCCGCUCCCCAACGUGAAUUCCAAAACUCUCGCCCUGGUCAUCGAGUACUGCAACAAGCACGUCCACGCCGCCGCCAAGCCCGCCGACGACGACUCCGACGCCGCGGAGACCACCAGCGCCUCAUCAGCUGGGGGCGGCGGCGAGGUCGACCUCAAGAAGUGGGACGCCGAGUUCGUCAAGGUCGCGACGGCGACGCUCUUCGACCUCAUCAUGGCUGCCAACUAUCUCGACAUCAAGGGGUUGCAGGACCUGACCUGCCGGGCGGUGGUCGACAUGAUCCAGGGCAAGUCACCGGAGGAGAUCCGCAAGACCUUCAACAUCAAGAACGACUUAACCAAAGAGGAGGAGGAGGCGAUCCGUAGUGAAAACUCCUGGGCCUUCGAGAGAUGUAGUCUCCCGCUCCCCGUCCGUACUGGACCGCCGUGGUUACUGUUAGCUUUGAUCUUGAUUGCUAGUUUGCUCGUCUACAGUUAUCUUCUGAUCUGAUACAUUAAUAAGUAGUAUGUUUUAUCUAUAAUUAUUAGCUAAUAUAUUGGGCAAAGACUAAUAUGCAAGCAGCCAUUAUAUACAAGUGUGCAAACAUGUCUUUUGGUCCGUUAGAUUUAGAUCUAACCGUAUUGCUAUAUUUAACGU
Zea mays is the source of this 789-nucleotide messenger RNA. RefSeq names its product SKP1-like protein 1. Gene Ontology annotation, biological process: ubiquitin-dependent protein catabolic process. Lineage: Eukaryota; Viridiplantae; Streptophyta; Magnoliopsida; Poales; Poaceae. The record is from RefSeq and is a predicted model, not a curated record. The transcript has a single exon. The coding region runs from base 43 to 642 and encodes 199 amino acids.